AUGUGUGGACAAUCAGAAUUAAGCUGCACAUUUCUUGACACAGAUACAGGUGGAGGACAGACCAGCUGACUGAGGAGCAGGAGGAGGGGCGGACCCUGCCGGAGGAGCUGCUCCACUCCGACAGACACACAGUCAACUUGAUCGAGGAGAACCUGCGACUCGAGCCGCCGCCGCCACCGCUGAGCCCCCGGCAGUGACCAGCCUUUUCUCUGCCUGGGAGUUCAGCUAGCAAGCUAAAUAGCUGACUGGGUUAUCGUAAGAGCCAACAGCAAACCGUGCUGUUUGCAAUUCCGGACCGCAGAAUUAAACCGGAGCACUGUAACCAGCUGUUUUAUUGGCGACUUAAAAAAUGUCUAUAUUACCGUUCACUCCUCCAAUCGUGAAGAGGCUCCUCGGCUGGAAGAAGGGAGAGCAGAACGGGCAGGAGGAGAAAUGGUGCGAGAAGGCUGUCAAAAGUCUUGUGAAGAAGUUGAAAAAGACGGGACAGUUGGACGAGCUGGAAAAAGCCAUCACAACACAGAAUGUCAACACGAAAUGCAUAACCAUACCCAGGUCACUAGACGGGCGACUCCAGGUCUCCCACAGAAAAGGUCUUCCUCAUGUGAUCUACUGCCGCUUGUGGCGCUGGCCAGACCUGCAGUCCCACCAUGAGCUGAGGGCUGUCGACCACUGUGAAUUUGCCUUCCACACCAAGAAGGAUGAGGUGUGCGUUAACCCCUACCACUACCAGAGGGUGGAGACACCAAUUUUGCCUCCUGUCCUAGUACCACGACAUACAGAUAUCCCCGCAGAGUUCCCACCAUUGGAUGACUAUAGCCCAUCCAUCCCUGAGAACACCAACUUCCCCGCUGGCAUUGAGCCCCAGAGUAACUAUAUACCUGAAACUCCCCCACCAGGGUAUCUGAGUGAGGAUGGUGAGACAAACGAUCACCAGCUCAACCACAGCAUGGACACAGGUUCGCCCAGCUUGUCGCCCAAUCCUGUGUCACCAGCAAACAGUAAUCUUGACUUACAACCGGUGACGUACUGCGAGUCUGCCUUCUGGUGCUCCAUCUCUUACUACGAGCUUAACCAACGCGUAGGAGAGACCUUCCACGCCUCCCAGCCCUCCCUCACAGUAGACGGAUUCACAGACCCUUCCAACUCCGAGCGCUUCUGUCUGGGCUUGUUGUCCAACGUCAACCGCAACUCAGCAGUCGAGCUCACGCGCAGACACAUAGGACGGGGCGUGAGGUUGUACUACAUUGGGGGAGAGGUGUUUGCGGAGUGUCUCAGUGACAGUGCCAUCUUUGUCCAGAGUCCCAACUGCAACCAGCGCUACGGCUGGCAUCCUGCCACUGUCUGCAAAAUCCCUCCAGGCUGCAACCUAAAGAUCUUCAACAACCAGGAGUUUGCUGCCCUGCUUGCCCAGUCAGUCAACCAGGGCUUUGAGGCUGUCUACCAACUCACAAGGAUGUGCACCAUUCGCAUGAGUUUUGUCAAGGGUUGGGGAGCUGAGUACAGACGUCAGACAGUGACCAGCACCCCCUGCUGGAUAGAGCUGCAUCUCAACGGCCCCUUGCAGUGGCUGGACAAGGUCCUCACACAGAUGGGCUCUCCCAGCAUCCACUGCUCCAGUGUGUCCUAGAAGGAGCAACCCUCCCUUCCCAUCUACACACAAACCACAUAGGAAAACUUGAGCGUCUCUCAGUGAUAAUUAGGAAAGAGACGGUACUCAUCAAGUCAACAAAUCACUCUCCUCCCUCGCUGUCUUAAACAUUUCACCUCACAUGUAUAGCACUUUCCUUAGUAUCAUUUAGUGUCUCCAUUUGAUGGUUAUUUUAGGACAUUUAGUUUCCGACAGACAGCCACAGGGUUUUUUCAGUAGGUUUCAAAAUGACUAGCCACAUCUUGCCAUUUUCUUCAUUUUUCAUUCAGACUUCAUGUCUAUGCAUAGUGCUGUAAUUUGUAUUUGAUGGGAUUGAAAUGUUUGUCUCCCAAGUUGGCAUUUAUGACACAGUUUCGGCUUGGUCAUCUUUUACAUGUUUCAAAACAUUUUUGAUUCUAUGAAUUAGCUAAACCUAUGAAUACGCUAUCAUCACUGGUGUUUCAGUGUCCGUUCUUUGUAAUCAUUUAAUUGGGAGGAUUUAUUUAUCAGCUGAACUUGAGAAUUAACUGAAAAAAUGUCAUUCUGAGUAGUGAUGAAAUAGAAAAUAUUUAAAUAUUUUAAGUACAACGUACUUUGCCCAUGAUUUCUCUAUAUUAAUGAAAGUGUCAAUUAUCUGAUUGAUCAUUUAAUUGGUAUUUUAUUCUAUUUUAAACAAGAAAAUAGACAUUAGCACCAUUGUUUCUUGAAAAGAACCCUUGUAUGAAAACUAUUUUGCUCAGUGAAAGAGACAUUUUAUAAGUUAUUUUUGCAUACUGUCCUGCAUGGAAAUAUAUUUUUAUUAUUGCCUCAAUAUGAUUGUACAUAAAUAUUUAUAGCUUGUGAUUUCUUGUAGUCAUGCAUUGCUUGAAACAGUGGACCAGACUGACCUCUGGCAUGAGUAGAUUCACAGAAAGACUUUUGCUUUAAUGACCCAAAACUUGGGCUGCUUAAGUGCAGACUUUUCUACCCUGGGUCAACUGGUUCUGAAGUGUAACACAUAGGAUUACUGUACCAGCUAUUACUGUUAUUUUAUAAUGGGGGCAUAUGGUAUACAGUAUGAGUGAUCCUAAUGGACUGAUUGAAUUUUGGUUUUAUAACUGUUUGACUUCAGUACAUCAGUUGAUGGCAUGUAGAGUGAAAAUAAAAAUACAGGUCUUUUCACAUAUUACCAACUAUUAGCCAAUAGUACACUAUGCUCCUUGUGGGUAAAUGAUGCACUUCCAAUUUAAUGUGUUGAUCAGUGUAAAGCUUUAGUUCUAGUGGUAAUUUGCUUGUCCAAUAAAUACUGUAUAUUACAUGUACAUUGCUACAAUAUAAGGCAUGUGUAAUAUG
This is a messenger RNA of Thunnus maccoyii (southern bluefin tuna), 2959 nucleotides long. RefSeq names its product SMAD family member 3b (gene smad3b). Gene Ontology annotation, cellular component: heteromeric SMAD protein complex. Gene Ontology annotation, biological process: BMP signaling pathway; regulation of transcription by RNA polymerase II; SMAD protein signal transduction. The coding region runs from base 350 to 1627 and encodes 425 amino acids. Gene Ontology annotation, molecular function: DNA-binding transcription factor activity, RNA polymerase II-specific; I-SMAD binding; RNA polymerase II cis-regulatory region sequence-specific DNA binding. The record is from RefSeq and is a predicted model, not a curated record. The transcript has 9 exons. NCBI's taxonomy places the organism in Eukaryota, Metazoa, Chordata, Actinopteri, Scombriformes, Scombridae.